Pimephales promelas (fathead minnow) is the source of this 2236-nucleotide messenger RNA. The record is from RefSeq and is a predicted model, not a curated record. Lineage: Eukaryota; Metazoa; Chordata; Actinopteri; Cypriniformes; Leuciscidae.
UGAAACUUGAUCACAGGAAGGAGCAGUAUCAGUAUCUAAACAUUCGUCCAGACCUCCGGCUCUGGAUUGGUCAAGCAGGCGCACAUAGGGUCUGUCAUAUUCUUUAGUGCUGAUACGAGGGCGCGCGACUCGCAGCUGACGCCUGAACGCGCCGCCGACGGAAUCAUUAACGAAUCGUGAACUACUGAGGACUCUUUUACGGAUGGUUGCCGUUUUAUCUUUUGUUCAUGGGUGUCCUGCUUGUUUUAUUUGUCUGAUUCAGUCAUUCCAGGAGUUAUCAACUCUGAUGGGAAUGCAGUGGAAUACUAAAUGUUAUAGAAAGAAGGACAAGCAACACAUGGAACAAGGACUGGACCAUCAAGUUUUAACAUCAUGACAUGGGAUCAUAACAGAUUUUUUUUUUUUUUUUUUAGUCGUUUUUAUUAAAGGUCAAAUCUUUUAGUAAGAUCUGAGGUAAAAUUCUAAUGUGUAAAAAUACUUUCAAAAAUGAUUUACAAAAUUUAAUGGCACAUUUUCAACUAGCGAUUCAAUAGUCUGGAUCGUUUUUACAGACGCAACAUUUGAUUAUUCUCCUCAAGGCAUCUCAGUCUUCUGGUAAGGCUGACACUAGGGCUCGUGAGUUGGCUGUUGCCUCGAGCUGCAGCUAUGGACAUUGUGGCGAGGCAUCGUCCUUUCUCCCCAGAGACCUCACCAUGCUGAACAAUGUCUUUGACGUGUUGUACAUGAUUCUGGAGCUGCUGAUUGCCCUGCUCUCCAUCCUGGGCAAUGUGUUAGUCUGCUGGGCAGUGGGCCUCAACAGCAACCUCCAGAGCAUCACCAACUUCUUUGUUGUUUCGCUGGCCGUGGCAGACAUUGCAGUGGGUGUGCUGGCCAUCCCCUUCUCCAUCGUGAUCAGCACUGGUUUCUGUGCCAAAUUCUAUGGUUGUCUGUUCAUCGCCUGCUUCGUCCUAGUGCUGACCCAGAGCUCCAUAUUUAGUCUUCUGGCCAUCGCCAUUGACCGCUACAUUGCUAUCAAGAUCCCGUUACGAUACAACAGUCUAGUAACUGGCCAGCGUGCCAAAGGCAUCAUAGCGAUCUGCUGGGUUCUGUCGGUUAUCAUCGGGCUAACACCCAUGCUAGGCUGGCACAAAAAGAAGCCCAACAACAGCACCAACAUCAACAGCACCGACUGCCCGCCGGGCAUGAUGCAGUGUUUGUUCGAGGAGGUGGUGGUCAUGGACUACAUGGUCUACUUCAACUUCUUCGCCUGCGUGCUGCUGCCUUUGCUUCUCAUGCUGGCCAUUUACCUGCGGAUCUUCAUGGCUGCGCGCCACCAACUCAAAUGCAUUGAGUCCAAGGCCAUGCCGUGCGAGCUCAAGUCUCGCUCCACCCUGCAGAAAGAGGUCCAUGCCGCCAAGUCUCUGGCCAUCAUCGUUGGCCUGUUUGCUGUGUGCUGGUUGCCUCUGCACAUCAUCAACUGUUUCACUCUGUUUUGUCCUCAGUGUGAUCGGCCACCCGCUCUUAUCAUGUACCUGGCUAUAAUCCUUUCGCAUGCAAAUUCGGUCGUGAACCCUUUCAUCUACGCCUACCGCAUACGUGAGUUCAGAUACACCUUCCGGAAGAUUGUACGCUAUCACAUCUUGGGCAGACGGGAGCCUCUUUCUUGCAAUGGGAGCACCCGGACCUCAACCCGAACGAACGUGACAGAUUCACUUCGGAUUAAAGUCAACGGCCUGGUGCGAGACCUCUACACCGAGCAGAGCAGCACCACCAGCAGCUGUGAAAGUGCCGAACCCGGCCACACGCACAGACCUGUUGCCGCGGAAAACUCCAUAAUAGACAGCCUGCCUAUGGAACUCACUAAUUCCCACAGACAUCCGGCAGUAAGGCAUCCAGAGUCGCCGCUCACUGGUAAUAAUGAGGGCGUUGCGUCCAGGAUGCAUGCUGUAUUUGACAUUACUGAUGGGAAGGAUCUGUCCUCACCACUUCACAUUAAAUCAGCCCUGUACCUGCAAACAGCCAACUGUGUUGAACUCACUGAGGUUUCCUGAUAAAUAAUGCUGGCCGCAUAAUGGAUUCAAAUUAUUUAUUUGCUGCUCCGAAAGAAAGACAAUGUAAAUUUUUGCUUCUUUAAAGACUUGAAAUUGAUGUGGAGCCUGUAGCAGCUCAGAAGUGAGUGUGUACCGUUUAUCAUUGUAAUGAUUUUAAUGAAAAUUAAAAAAUAUAUGUAUUAAAGAGCAUGGCUGACUGAAAUGGG